AUCUCUGAGCUGUGAUUUGAAAUAAGAGCUAAGCGGACAGUUGCCUCCCUACUCCUGACUUUUAAUAGGCUAGGAGAAAAGGUUUAGAAACUUGACAUUGUUUUAGGAAGACUCUCCACAGAAAAAAGAUAAAAGGAAAUGAGAGCGAAAAACUGACCAGCUUGUUUGUACUGGGGAACUUGACGGAUUUGUGUUUUUACUCUGAAACUGCACCGUAAGUUUGGAAGCAGAUUGUUCCCUGCUGGAUGGAUAAUGGAAUUCUAAACAUGAGGCAGAUAGCUGAUCAGCUUCCCUGGAUUUCGCUGACGACACAGGAAAGCUUUGCCUGAAGAUGGAAACACUGGAGUCGGAAUUGACCUGCCCUAUCUGUCUGGAGCUGUUUGAGGACCCACUGCUGCUGCCUUGUGCUCACAGCCUCUGUUUCAAUUGUGCGCAUCGCAUAUUGGUCUCCCACUGUGCCACCAACGAAUCAGUGGAAUCUAUCACCGCCUUCCAGUGCCCUACUUGUCGUUAUGUCAUCACCCUCAGUCAACGUGGUCUAGACGGACUCAAGCGCAACGUCACCCUGCAGAAUAUUAUUGAUAGGUUUCAGAAAGCUUCCGUGAGUGGGCCCAAUUCUCCCAGUGAAACCCGCCGAGAGCGGGCAUUUGAUAGCAACAGCAUGUCAUCCAGCGAAAAAGUUCUCUGCCAGUUCUGCGACCAGGAUCCUGCCCAGGAGGCAGUGAAAACCUGUGUGACUUGUGAGGUGUCCUACUGUGAGGAGUGCUUGAAAGCGACUCACCCAAACAAGAAGCCAUUUACGGGCCACCGUUUAAUCGAGCCUAUUCCAGACUCUCACAUCAGAGGAUUAAUGUGUCUGGAGCAUGAGGAUGAGAAAGUGAACAUGUACUGCGUGACUGAUGACCAGUUAAUCUGUGCCUUGUGUAAACUGGUUGGACGGCAUCGCGAUCAUCAGGUGGCAGCUUUAAGCGAGCGCUAUGACAAACUAAAGCAAAAUUUGGAAAGUAACCUCACGAACCUUAUUAAGAGGAAUACGGAACUAGAAACGCUUCUGGCUAAACUCAUUCAAACCUGCCAGCAUGUGGAAGUAAAUGCAUCACGACAAGAAACAAAACUAAUGGAGGAAUGUGACCAGCUCAUUGAAAUAAUUCAGCAAAGACGUCAGAUCAUUGGAACCAAAAUCAAGGAAGGGAAGGUGGUAAGGUUGAGAAAACUGGCCCAGCAGAUUGCAAACUGUAAACAGUGUAUUGAACGCUCUACAUCUCUCAUCUCUCAGGCUGAGCAGUCGCUAAAGGAGAAUGAUCAUGCUCGCUUCCUGCAGACUGCUAAAAACAUUACUGAAAGGGUUUCCAUGGCUACCGCAUCCUCCCAGGUUCUAAUCCCAGAAAUUAAUCUCAACGAUACUUUUGAUACCUUUGCGCUUGACUUCACCAGGGAGAAGAAGUUGCUGGAAUGCCUUGAUUAUCUUACAGCUCCAAACCCUCCAACCAUUAGGGAAGAGCUCUGUACAGCUUCUUAUGACACAAUCACAGUCCACUGGACAUCGGAUGAUGAGUUCAGUGUGGUCUCGUAUGAGCUUCAGUACACCAUCUUCACUGGGCAAGCUAAUGUAGUUAGUUUAUGUAAUUCAGCCGACAGCUGGAUGAUUGUUCCAAAUAUCAAGCAAAACCACUACACAGUGCAUGGGUUACAGAGUGGCACUAAGUAUAUCUUUGUUGUCAAGGCCAUUAAUCAGGCUGGCAGUCGCAACAGUGAGCCUGGCAAGCUAAAGACAAACAGCCAGCCAUUUAAACUGGAUCCCAAAUCCGCCCACAGAAAGUUGAAGGUAUCCCAUGAUAACCUGACAGUGGAGCGUGAUGAAACCUCUUCCAAAAAGAGCCAUACACCUGAGCGAUUCACUAGCCAAGGGAGCUAUGGCAUAGCUGGCAAUGUAUUUAUCGACAGUGGACGGCAUUAUUGGGAAGUAGUUAUAAGUGGGAGUACAUGGUAUGCCAUUGGCAUUUCUUACAAGUCAGCACCUAAGCAUGAGUGGAUUGGAAAAAAUUCUGCCUCCUGGGUGCUUUGCCGUUGUAAUAAUACCUGGGUGGUGCGACAUAACAGCAAAGAAAUUCCUAUAGAGCCUGCUCCUCACCUCCGUCGUGUUGGGAUUUUGCUGGACUAUGAUAAUGGUUCCCUGGCCUUUUAUGAUGCUUUGAACUCUUUACACCUUUACACUUUUGACAUUACAUUUGGGCAGCCUGUUUGCCCCACAUUCACUGUAUGGAAUAAAUGUUUGACAAUUAUAACGGGGCUGCCUAUCCCAGAUCACUUAGACUCCACAGAGCAGCUUCCAUAACUGCUAAAAGCAAAGAGGUAGGAUGACAAAAUUUUCAGUGGACUGCUAGAAUGCUGCCCAUAGAAGCUUGAUGGGAGCUAUUUGAUUAUAUGGCAUUUAAGAGGUCUCUGAUGAUUCCCAUUUCAGCAGAACUGAAAAUGGGAAACUCUCUUUACUGUGUAUUUUGUAUUAAAGGGCAAGAAAUGGCUUUAAUAAUUUCUCGGAACAUUUUUGUAUUUAGUCUCUUACAGGAAGAUUUAUAAAUUAUUUAUAGAUUUAAAAAAACAACGAAAAAAAGGAAAGCCUGAUUUGGAUAUUCGGAUUACAAUUCAUUGCUUUUGCACAUGAAGGGCCUCAUUCACUAAAGUUUCACUAGCCCUUUCCAUAGUUUUAUUUUAUAGCAGACAAAACAAACAAGAAUUCUGUAUACUAGAAACUGUGCAGAGGACAAAUCCACAUACUACAAGUUUUAAUUGUACUAAUGUAACAUUAAAUUCCAAUAUUCUUGUGUGCAACAUCUUCCGCAACACAGGGAUGUGCAGUCAGAGAAGAAAAAGUAGUAGAAGAAGAAGAAGAAAGAAAAUAAAAAGAGGGCAGUGAAGCUAGCCAGUCCAACAAAACAAGAAACAUUAUUUUUUUUCUAUUUGCCAGUAAGGCAGCAUGUUAAAUCUACUUCUAAAAGAAACGUGGAAUAUUUUCUAUAAAUCCAGUAGAAAAACCAUCUGGUGAUUUAUAUUAUUGAUGAUUCUCUCUACCAAGGCUUAACUUCUAUCUUUAGAAAGCUCUGUAGGAUCAUUGAAGAUAUGCUAGACUGAUAUCAUCCAGAAAAUCAGCAGCACUGGAGUAGAGCAGCCAAUCUAAGGCCUGACUGUAGCUUGGUUUGAUGAUCAGCUGUUCAUUCUAAGUUCCAUUGUAACUGGAAUGGGUCGAUUCUGGUGGUAGAGAUGUGGAUGAGUAUCGUUGAGUUUACAAGUUCACCAUAACCCCCCAAGCCUGUACACCUAAAAUGAGACAGACUCCUUACAUACAACUGAUUGUAAUGUGAAUGCAAGUGUUUUGUUGUCUCACACCAUCCAAAAUCUAUAAACAGGCAACUCAUUUGAUUUACAAACAUUGUAUUGAAAAACACUGUACCGAAGUUCAUCAUAAAAUCAGACAAUGAAACAAAAAUGUGCUUUAUUGUGUGGGGUUGUUUGAGAGGAUGUUCUUUAUGAAUGAGGAGUAAGUGACAAAUUUGCAGCAAUAAAAUUAAUUUGUCUAUUUUACCUUCUAAUUAGCCCUGGUGUUAGUAGGUAGAACCCCACUGGAGUCAGGAGAGGUUGUACCUACUUUGUCCUAAUCUGAACCAUCGUUUCCUUUUCUUUUUAUACAAAGUAUGGCCCUUUAUGCUUCCUACAAUAUUUAUGUGUAAAUGAUCACAUUGGGAGAUUCUUAGAAAUAAUUGAAAUGUAAAAGACAGUAUGAGGUCUUUAAAAGAAUGAUUUUCCUACUGAGAUGAUCAAAAUAGUUUUAUUGCUAAUAUGAAAUGGUGAAAAAUCAUCUUUAUGGAAUACCAGCUUCAAGAAAGCAUUGGCUCAGUAAAUCUAAAUUUUGCUUUGGGUGUCCUUUGGAAAGGACACUUUAAUGCACUUUGUUCACUAAUGGGUCCAAAAUAAAAGGGUCCUAAGCUCAGCUUCAGAGUUGUUAAACAUUGAUUUUCCAGGUACAAAGAUAUGAUAUAGUUUGCCUUAUGAUCAUAUGAAAGAAGCUUAUGAGCAGGGUAAUGAGUACAUGCCUAUAGCUUUUUAAAAAUUAGAAAUUACAUUGCUGGGGGGCUUUUUUUCCCCUUUAGUUUCCUAUUCCUGCCAUAUUUACUGUUGAAUGAAUGGGGAAAAUUUUCCCUCUGGUAAUAAAUUAGCUGGAGCCAUUUCAUUGCUUCUUGCUGUGGCAUCAUUCCACUGUUUACAGAUAAUAGCCACUGAUCUUGUCUAAUUUGACAUGUUUAAGGGAAAAUAUGUACAUACUCUCUGCCACAAUGUUUACUCUAAUGUCUAUGAUGAUAUAGAAAAGGGCCCAGCACAAUUAAAAUAUAUUCUGAAAUAUUGUUUUUGUAAAUCAUUUUCUAAUGACCAAUGCCACUUGAUGUGCUUUGUCCAAGUUAUCUAACCUUGAAUGUUUAUGUGAAGGCUGUUAUGUACAGUGGAUAGGACACAGUUCAUAAAAAAACAAUGGUAAAAAGGUAUGGGGAAAAGGGAGUGACAAUUUGGGAUGGAUGCCAGUCUCCUGUCUAGCAGAGAAGAAUGAGCUACAACAGCCUACUAGGUAAAGCUAUGUGCCUCCUUUUUCAGAAAUACAGUAUUAGGUAAAUCUGGAAGCUAAUCUCAGUAACCAGCAAACUGAAAACAGUUCAUGAGUUAACCACACAAAACUCACAGAGAUCAAACUGGAUUGAAAAUUGUAUCAUGAAUUAGAAAGGUUUCCCCCUCUUUUUCAUUUUAAACACAGACCAUGUGUUCAGAGAUUGACUCUGGUUUUGGCAGAAGGGAAAAAUGGCCUUUUACCUGCUAUAAUAAUCCUUACUAUAGGAUUUAUAUUUCACCACUGAAUACUUCAUUUGGAGCCAACCACAUUUGUCCUGUGGACUAUAAAUUCAGUCAGUGCACUAUAUACAUAUGGGCAUGUGUGUUUAUGUGUAGUUGUAAAUGUGCACACGCACAGACACGCACAUGUAUAUGUAUGUGUGUGUGUGUGUUUGUGUGUUUAUAUAUAUUAAAAUAUAGGUAUACAUAUAUAACUGUAAAUUAAUUAGCAGCAAAUUAAGUUUCAGACCAUCCCUUUUAGUUUGUUUUUGAUCCAUUACAUGUGCUGCAUGAACUGGAACUGAGGAAACAACCUGUCAUCUUUGGUAUUCAUAUGGAGACUUUUUAAAAACACCAACACAUCUGUUUAUUUUAUGGUACUUGAUUCAAUGCCUGAUUAAUCAAUAAAAGGAUCCCUUUGAAAAGAUA
This is a messenger RNA of Gavialis gangeticus (Gharial), 5301 nucleotides long. It is a transcript of the gene MID1, whose product is annotated as midline 1. The record is from RefSeq and is a predicted model, not a curated record. Gene Ontology annotation, molecular function: protein binding; zinc ion binding. The transcript is spliced from 10 exons. Lineage: Eukaryota; Metazoa; Chordata; Crocodylia; Gavialidae. The coding region runs from base 332 to 2335 and encodes 667 amino acids.